AUGAGAAGAAAAAAUCGACUGUUUAUAUUAGUUGUACUACUGGGAAUUGUGUUAGUAGUAUAUUACUCUCAGUUGAAUUCGUUAGAUUUGGUAGAACCAGUUCAAAGUAGCAGCAGUGGCAAUGGUGGCUGCUGGAGUUACUAUGAAGGUCUUACGCCUGGGUGGUUGAAUGACUUCUACGACGUAAAUCAAAUAACCCCGAAUCCUGCAAAAGAUGUGAUUGAACUGGUUACGAGGAUUAAGAUUUUUUUUAAUUGCUUGCAGCAGGUUGAUGGGCAUAAUAUUCAGCGUUUGAGGGAUAUUGAAAAGAAGCUCUUUCCGUAUAUUAACUUUGAAAAAUUAGAAACUGAUGAAAGUGCCUUCUGGCACACAACUACGAGAUGGAAUGGCGAGGUUUACCAUGCGUCUAUGUUGGAAUUUGACCCCAAAAACCAUCAAUUCCUUCGUUCUAAGCCCAUCAAUUUCGAUACAGGGCUAUCUUUUUGGGAGAAUUGGUUGCACACUGUGACUCAAAGUGGUUCGAAAGGCAUAGUUAUUAGUGCUUCUGACGUGCAGUUGAAUGAAACCAUACGCUUAUUGAAAGUGUUGAGGUUCAUCAAAAAUGAUUAUCCUAUACAGAUUGUUCAUAAUGCAGAUCUGAGUCAAGAUUCCAUGAAAUCUAUUAUCAAAUAUGCGAGAAGUCUAGACACCGCUGAAUAUCCUGCUCAAGAAUUAUGGUUUUUAAAUGUACAUAGUCUGCUAAACCCGAAAUAUUCGAAAAAAUUUACCACCUAUUCCAACAAGUGGUUAGCAUUGACCUUCUCAUCCUUUGAAAUUCCUAUUCUAAUGGACUCAGAUACAGUGCCCUUUGUUUCAAUAGAAAAAUUUUAUGAAUUAGAGGAAUUUCAAAAGACUGGAGUUCUAUUCUUUAAAGAUCGGGUAAUAUCAGAUGAUCUAUUUGAAUCCUCUGAAUUAAAAAUUCUAAGGGAAAUUGUCUAUGGGUGUAUUGGGCUUGAUUUAGAGGAUGAAUCCAAGAUACAUGAGCAAGUAGAGGAUCCAGUGGUUGCACAGGUUCUGGAAAACAUGUUUAUAAAGAAAUAUAAACAUCAUUUGGAAAGCGGCCUGGUAAUAUUGCAUAAAGGAAAGCAUCUCUUCAGUAUGCUUACUUCAAUAGCUUUACAAUUUUCUCCAAUUGCAGAAUAUUUUCAUGGUGAUAAGGACUUUUUUUGGCUGGGCGAAUUACUUUCGAACAAUCGCUUUACGUUCCAUCCUGUGGAUGCAUCAAACAUUGGUCAGUUGGGCAAUGUAGUUUCAAAAGAGAGUACCGGUGAGUUUUACCAGAUUUGUUCUGUGCAACUAUCUCAUACAGACAGGGACGGGUCCUUGCUAUGGCUAAACGGGGGCCUUAAUAUUUGUAAAAAAACUUCAUGGGAAUACGAUUAUGAGCAUAGACAGAGACUAAAUGAUAUGUUCCAAAAUGCAGAUGAAUUACGUGAAUAUUAUGCAUCACCAGUAAAACUUGAAGGGAUUAUAAUACCAGAUACUAGUAUAUCAGGAUGGAUUAACUCAGGAGAGUGUUUUUUGUUCAAUUAUUGCACAUUAUUCAAGGAAGGUGAGUUUGGAAAGUUGAUCAAAUUUAAAGAAGACGAAAAGCUCCGGCUUUCACAAAUAGUCGACAUAUGGAAUAAAGAUAUUUGA
Messenger RNA from Saccharomyces cerevisiae S288C, 1677 nucleotides. RefSeq names its product alpha-1,3-mannosyltransferase MNT2 (gene MNT2). Gene Ontology annotation, cellular component: Golgi apparatus; Golgi membrane. Bases 1 to 1677 code for a protein of 558 amino acids. The record is from RefSeq and is marked reviewed. The transcript has a single exon. Gene Ontology annotation, biological process: glycoprotein biosynthetic process. NCBI's taxonomy places the organism in Eukaryota, Fungi, Ascomycota, Saccharomycetes, Saccharomycetales, Saccharomycetaceae. Gene Ontology annotation, molecular function: glycosyltransferase activity; mannosyltransferase activity.